This is a messenger RNA of Thlaspi arvense, 1662 nucleotides long. NCBI's taxonomy places the organism in Eukaryota, Viridiplantae, Streptophyta, Magnoliopsida, Brassicales, Brassicaceae. The record is from the annotation of a GenBank genome assembly.
AUGUUUCGUUUUCCGGUGAGUCUUGGCGGUUCACAUGACAAUACAAAGCAGCCACAGCCGUCGGAUGAGCAGCAUCAUCGGGCGGUGAUGGAUGAGACUGGACUUAAUCUACUCACUGCGCAUACGGGAAGCGAGGAGUCGAUGGUGGAUGAUGGAUUGUCUGUGGAUAUGGAAGAGAAACGUACCAAGUGUGAGAAUGCACAACUUCGAGAAGAGCUAAAGAAGGCGGUUGAAGAGAAUCAAAGGCUAAAGGAAAUGCUAAGUCAAACAACCAACAACUUUAACUCCUUGCAGAUGCAACUUGUUGCUGUCAUGAGGCAACAAGAAGACCAUCAUCACCUGGCUAAGACCGAGAGCAAAGGCAAGGCCAUUAAACCACCUGAAGCGCCUGAAAUGGUUCCAAGACAGUUCAUCGAUUUGGGACUGCCGACUGCUGAAGCAUCGUCCGAGGAGAGGACGACGGUUCGGUCAGGAUCUCCGCCAUCGCCUUUAGAGAACUCUGUCUUACGUCAGCGCGGAAAGAGGAUACUUGAGAUAGAAGAAAGCCCAGAGACCGAAUCUAACGGCUGGGGAAACCCUAACAAAGUUCCCAAACACAACGCGUCCUUAAGCAAUUGCAAUGUUAUCGAUCAGUCGGCCGCUGAAGCCACCAUGCGUAAAGCUCGUGUCUCGGUCCGUGAUCGAUUCGAAAAUCCCACGUUAGUCGAUGGAUGUCAAUGGAGAAAAUACGGACAGAAAAUGGCUAAAGGAAACCCGUGCCCUCGAGCUUAUUAUCGAUGCACGAUGGCCGUUGGUUGCCCCGUUCGCAAGCAAGUGCAACGUUGCGCAGAAGACAGAUCCAUUCUCAUAACAACCUACGAAGGAAACCAUAACCAUCCAUUACCUCCAGCAGCUAUGAGCAUGGCCUCGACCACAACCGCAGCCGCAAGCAUGCUCCUCUCUGGCUCUACAAUGUCGGGCCAAGCUGACGGUUUAAUGAACCCAACAAAUCUCUUGGCUCGAACCAUGUUGCCUUGCUCCUCAAGCAUGGCCACGAUCUCAGCCUCUGCACCAUUCCCAACCAUUACAUUAGACCUUACAGAGUCAGCACCCAACGCUGAUAAUCCAGCUAAUAACAACCCGUUGAUGCAAUUCUCUCAACGGUCUGGUUUCACCGAGUUGAACCAAUCGGUUUUGCCUCAAAUGAUGGGCCAGGGCUUUUAUUAUAACCAACAACAAUCCAGGUUCUCAGGCUUACAGAUGCCGGCUCAGUCGCUGAACGCUGGCGAGAGCGUUAGCGCCGCUACUGCCGCUAUCGCCGCCGAUCCUAACUUUGCAGCGGCUCUAGCCGCAGCCCUCACGUCUAUUAUCAGCGGUUCAAAUAGUCACCAAAAUGGGAACAGUAACAACAGUAAUGGUAGUAAUGUUACCACGAGCAACGUUGACAAGAGACCAUGACCUUCUAUUUUAUCGGUCGAUUUUGCUUUUGUUUUCACAUUUUACAUUUUAGCUUCUUUUGUCUUUUUUUUUUUUCCGAACAACAAGAGUCUUCCGAGCAAAUUUUUUCCCCUUGCUUGUGUACGAUAAGACGAUUUUGUCCAGGAAUAAAAACUGCCUUUUAUUUUUCUUAAUAAUUAGUUUUAUUAUAUAAAUUAUUUUGAUGCGUCGUCUAUAACUAAAAUU